ACUGUACGUCCGUUUUAAGCCAAACUCUUUUCACACACUGCGAUAUGGAUGCUUUAUUGAUUGUGACCAACGUCUUUCUUAUUCAACUUGUUGUAGCUAUAGAAGUAUUAGGGACGACCAGAAGGUCUUACAAGCUAGUAAAAGAAUCCCGGACGUGGUCGGAGGCUAGGAAAUUCUGUGAAGCACAGGGUGGGGACUUGGGUGUGGUCACCGACUUUUAUUCCAGUCCGGGUCGCUACCUCGCGCACGCUCUCGAGUCCACUCCUGACCUCAAAGCGUGGGUCGCUGGUAAAGGACAAGAUGAUGGAUGGGAUUGGUACGACCAGCAACGACACCAAGCUGGUUUGAUCACUCCAUUAUCCAAACUGAUCGCAUACAGAGGCUGCGUUAAACCUGAAUUUAUCAUGGGUGGAUUGCGCAUGCAUAACAAUAAUGCAGAGGGUUGUUUCAGAAAAUGUAAAUGGAAGGGAUCUAUUGCCCUUAAGAGCUGGUACUGUAUCUGUGAGUGGCGAUUGCGGAACAUCACGGUGACCGUUGACGACUACUGUGACAUCACGUGUCCUGGACGAGACGGCGACAGGUGUGGAGGCAUCCACGGAGUAUCCCUUUACCAGAUGAACCCACGUGCGGUGCUUUGGGGGGAGGGCGAGCCACUUUCAGCCCGAGGAUGUGUAUAUAUAAACAGACCCUACGAGGAUAAACCAUGGAGUUGGCACGCAUCACAUUGUCACAUGAUCAGGCGCUUUCUGUGCAGAUACGAUGACCAUCACAUAUGCGGCGUAUACCCAUCCUGUGUUCGGCCCUCCACCAAACCCGCUACUUGGGAGGAUGCUGUAGACCAUUGUCACCUAAACAACGGCACAAUUGCAACAGUUGACGUCACACAUAUGCAUGAAAGUGAUGACAUCAUUUCAAUUCCACCUGGGCAGUUCUGGGUCGGUCUUAGUAAGCAAGAAAGCUGGAAAUGGACAAAUGGAAUAACCAUUCCCACCACAUAUUUCCAUGCCAACCGGUAUGACAAAUGCACGAGCGACACCUGUGUGGUACUACAAAAGAAAGGAGACCUCAAACUGGCUGGAGACUCGUGUGACAACAGGAGGCCUUUCAUAUGCCAAUUCUAUACGGAGCAUCACUCACCGGUCAAAGAUCCUCCUUUUGACCAGAAUGACGACCCUUCUGUCGGCGUCAAAGGCCAGGGGGAAAAUACCACAACUAGCUACCCCGACGUGGAAGCCAGGGAAGAGAUGUACAAAACUGUAAUGUACCUGGCUAUCGGGGUGGCUUCCGGAAUGGCUUUGGUUUUUUCCAUAUGUAUCAUAGCCUAUGUCGCCAGACGCUGCAGGCAGCGGUCUAAAUGGAAAGCCAGGGGAGGAUUCCGACAUAGGCGGGUCAACAGCAAUGGAGGUUUUGUUAGUGAACCUAUGAGAUCAACCACAUCGGCAUCUCACACGCAGGAAACUGAAAUUCUUUAUGACAUUCCGUGUGAUCCUUCCCAAUCGUCUGAAUCGCCUUUCCGGCGGACACAGCGAGCGUUACGCCAAGAGUCCUUGCGUGAAACACCAUAUACACACACUCGCCGAGGAUCUGACGGAUACCGUAGUCUGUCAUGGAAACGAGUCCCCAGCGGCUCUAAAAAGGAAAAGGAAGCCAAACCCCGGGAGCGUCAGUUUAUUCAGCCUGAGAUCCGAUCGGUAUACACCGGACCUGCAACCGAGCGGUUUCAUGACGCAAGUUACAUGAUCCAUCAGGUACAGGCCCAAUGUCAUGACGACCGUCAGGUACCGCGUAGCGAGUACAUGGACAUCGAGACUACUGCCAGGCAACGAACCCGCCGAUUCUCCGACCUGGAGAAUGAUGAUGCCAUCCGAUUGGCUGACACAUACAGUCAACCAGGCCAAACCAGGAGGCCAAGCGACAAUGGGGCUGUACUAUCGAUGGACACCAGUGAUUUGUAUGCAUGUGUAAAUAAAGUCAUGUCAAAUCUCAACGACGAUAGGUUCCAGGGAAUAUCUAACUAAUAUCCGUUUAACAGAAAAUGUCACCAACUCGUGUUGUUUAUGAUUGUAUGGACUCAUGAAGUGUCCCAUAUUGACAUGUAUCAGUGGUCUAUGAUGAUCUAGAGUUCAAGUGAAUUUAGAAUUAAACCGUGUCGUUCAUAAACCUCGUUGAUAACAAACAGUAUUGAUUCGAUGACGUAAAUAUUUAACCAAAUAAGUUAACGGUGGGCGUGGUAUAUUGCUGGGAAAUGCAAUAUUUAAUUUUCAGUUGAGAAACCGUAGACCAUUUAUCUAUGCGGUGAAUGGGAUAUUGUCUUACGUGAGGCAUGAAUACAUCGAUGACGAUUACAGUACCAGUCAAGAGAUGGUCUUUCUGGUGAAUGAACACGAACGAGUGAUGUAUGAUUCGACAGGGGACAAUCCUGUUACAAUGUAAUGUAAAUAUAAAGUCACCUGUAAAUAUUUAAUUGGCAUGCUGGUUUGAAGAGCAGUCAUCAAACGAGUUUACUAAUGAAUGACAAAACCUUUUUAUAUUCUAUUUUAUUUAUCAAUGUUUUUAAUUUAUACAUAAAACUAUAGAUAACGAAAUAUCAAACAAUUGGUUUUAAAGAAUUUAAUAGUACAUGCAUGCAUACGCUAUCAUGGGUUAGCUUUACAGACAGUGGUGUUGUAGUUGAAUGUUCUCUAGAAGAUGAAGAAAAAUAUUAAUAUAGGUACACUAUGUAUUUUUUACUUUGUACAUUGUCUAUCAUAUAGACACUUGCAAUACAUCCAAUAUUGUUUUUACCUGCGCGGUAAUGUGACAUGUCUUCUAUGAUCACAUUUAUACUAUUGCAUUACCUAUCCUUCAUAUAAUGUGUAUCGAUAUCCAAUAUAAACUGUAAAUAAACCUGUCGGAAUGAAUUAAUUGUAUGUGUUCCUAUAAGAUGAACUACAGUUGACUCACAUUUGUUAUAAUCCGUACGGUAUGACUUCAUGUAUUGCGGGUAUUAAAGCUUUAAGA
This is a messenger RNA of Mizuhopecten yessoensis (Yesso scallop), 3000 nucleotides long. RefSeq lists its product as uncharacterized. The record is from RefSeq and is a predicted model, not a curated record. Gene Ontology annotation, molecular function: carbohydrate binding. Gene Ontology annotation, cellular component: external side of plasma membrane. Gene Ontology annotation, biological process: biological process involved in interspecies interaction between organisms. The coding region runs from base 45 to 2018 and encodes 657 amino acids. The transcript has 10 exons. NCBI's taxonomy places the organism in Eukaryota, Metazoa, Mollusca, Bivalvia, Pectinida, Pectinidae.